Molecule: messenger RNA, 889 nt
Organism: Zonotrichia leucophrys gambelii
Lineage: Eukaryota; Metazoa; Chordata; Aves; Passeriformes; Passerellidae
Exons: 4
Coding region: 1-831 (276 amino acids)
Source: RefSeq, a predicted model, not a curated record
AUGGGGCCGGGCGUGUGCCCUCCCUGUCCUCGGGGCUGGGCUGGCGGCCCCUCGGCUUUAGGCCGUGAGCUGGACUGCCUGACGGUAGAGUCAGGUUCCUGUUGCCUUGGGGGAAGGCCGAGCUCUGUGGCUCCCGGGUGUGGACCGGCCUCCCCCUGUAAGCAGGGGUGCAGCCUCUUGGCCGCUGCCUCGCGUGCCCAGCUUCCUUUGCCCAGAGGGCCCGGCUCCCAGCACGGCGUGGGACUGCGCCGGACGUCGCGACGCAGAAGCCGCGGGACAGCGAGGAAAGAGCGAGCCGCAGGAGCGGCCUCUUCGAGCUCAAGAGUGGAUCGGCGAGGCAAGAGCCAGCCUUCGGCAUUGGCGGCCUCGAGCUCAGAAGCGCAGCCGCAAGAAGCCGUGGGACGACGAGGCAAGAGCGGCGGCGUCGUCUUGGAGAUCAAGAGCGAGGCACAGGAGCCGAAGAGGGACGCGAGGGGCCCUCUGGGCAAAGGGCUUUUUCCAGGCCAGGGCACCUUCAGGGUGCGGCGGCCGGCUUUGCGCUGGGCGACCUCCCUGCGUGCAGGGCUGGUCCUUGCUGUGCUUGGCCUUUUGCCUCGUGCUCCUUUGGCUGCCCGGAGAGAGGGGCGACCCUGUAAAGGAGGGCGUGAGAGCCCCUGUCUCCGCACCGCAGGGGGGAAACGGAGCUCUCCCGGCCCCCAGCCCAGCUACCCUGUAAGCAGGGCAGGGCUUUUCCCCAACCCCGGCAGCUUGCUGCCUGCUGCUGGCCCCUGGCCAGCGUGCCCCCCUGUGCUCGGGGCGUGUCACAGCCUGUGUCCCUGGUGCCGGUCCUGAGGCGCUUCAGCGCGUCGAGGCCCCUGUGGCCUCCUCUCAGUGCAGGGGCAGGUCUGAC